GGCGGGGUUACAUAGCAGUCCCUAGUCUUUCGAGUGGGAAUCCCCGACAAUAACAACGCCAAACGUGCUUUUCCUCAAAUAUUUUGACUCUUCUCACUCGGUCCUCCAGCCAAGGCUCACCCUUGUUGGUCAGCGGGGAGUACAGCGACGUCCAAAGCUCUUCCCUCCUUCUCUGUGGGAGGAAGAAGAGAAGUUAACAAUGGGAGAGCCAAGUGGUUUCACCCCCAGCCAGGAGGAUACCUUCAGAGAGCUGUGGGGAGUUGUGACUGCCUCUAUAGAUGUAGGCAUGGCACCACAGAGAGCCCCCCAACAUGAGCAAUGGCAGGUUGAAGCUCCAAUCGAGGCACUAGCCUCUACAGCUUUUCUCUUGAAUGACCAGGAACUGCACGAGCAGUUUGACGAGGAUCUCUUUGACACCCUGAACUCAGAGGCGAUGAUGACGAAGGGGAGCGAUUUUGUCACUCCCCCUGCCUCCACUGUUCCGGUUACUACAGACUAUCCAGGGGAAUAUGAAUUCAAGAUCCACUUCCAGAAGUCUGGCACCGCCAAGUCUGUCACUUCUACUUAUUCAGAGCAACUCAACAAGUUGUUCUGCCAGCUGGCAAAAACCAGCCCAGUGUCUAUGCAGUUGAACAAGGAGCCUCCUCAUGGUGCUGUCCUCAGAGCCACGGCAGUUUACAAGAAGACAGAGCAUGUGGCUGACGUGGUGCGCAGAUGCCCCCAUCACCAGAACGAAGAUUCUGCUGAGCAUCGCAGCCACCUAAUCAGAGUGGAGGGCAGCCAGAGAGCUCAGUAUUUUGAAGAUGGUCACACAAAGAGACAAAGCGUGACAGUCCCCUAUGAGCCACCUCAGCCGGGUGCAGAGAUGACCACCAUCCUGCUGAGCUUCAUGUGCAACAGCUCCUGCAUGGGUGGAAUGAACCGCAGACCCAUCCUCACCAUUCUGACCCUCGAGACUCCAGAGGGAGGGGUGCUGGGCAGGAGAUGCUUCGAGGUGCGUGUCUGUGCAUGUCCUGGAAGAGACCGCAAGACUGAGGAGGAAAACAGCACCAAGACGCAGAACGGGAUCAAGCAAACCAAAAAGAAAAAGAGCACCCUGGCUCCUGACGUGACCCCGGCAAAGAAACUGAAGACUUCCUCAAGUGCAGAUGAGGAAGACAAGGAGAUCUUUACCCUUCAUAUUCGGGGAAAAAAGAGAUAUGAGCUACUCAAGGAGAUCAAUGAAGGUCUGGACCUGGCUGACAAGAAGCGCAAGAAACAGGCCAAGAAGCACGAGGUUCCCGCCACUGGAAAACGGCUGAUGCAGCAAAGCGAGCGCAGCGACAGUGACUGAAGAACCUUGUUGCUUUGAUCAUGGAGUCGGACACUGCAGUGUCUCCGACAUUCUUUUUGUUUUUUAAAAACCUUAUGAAUAAAGUCAAAUUGAUUAUGCAGA
Messenger RNA from Cynoglossus semilaevis (tongue sole), 1435 nucleotides. RefSeq names its product tumor protein p53 (gene tp53). The coding region runs from base 200 to 1333 and encodes 377 amino acids. NCBI's taxonomy places the organism in Eukaryota, Metazoa, Chordata, Actinopteri, Pleuronectiformes, Cynoglossidae. Gene Ontology annotation, cellular component: nucleus. The transcript has 11 exons. Gene Ontology annotation, molecular function: DNA-binding transcription factor activity, RNA polymerase II-specific; RNA polymerase II cis-regulatory region sequence-specific DNA binding. The record is from RefSeq and is a predicted model, not a curated record. Gene Ontology annotation, biological process: regulation of transcription by RNA polymerase II; protein tetramerization; apoptotic process.